AUGUUUGUAUCACUUAUCUUCAUUGCUUGUGCACUACUAUACAAUGUUCAAGGAGCCGUGAAUCUAUUCUAUCCAUCAGAUGUCACCGAAGAAACUUGCUCGGGUAACAAUGGCUGGACAAUGUGGUUCAAUGUAGGAAAACCGCAGAAUGCCACCAGUGGCGAUAGCGAAGAUACGAGUAUAAUACUGGCACAAAAUCCAACAAGGCUGUGUACCUUCCCUUCUGCUAUUCAAGCACAAUCAAUUAACUAUCAGACAGGUGGUGUGUCAUAUCAAUGGCAAUGGAGACAACCAAGUGCCAUAGUCUAUCUUCUUUCAUUCUAUUCGUCUUCACCUGGUGGUGUCGAUUUUCAGGUUCGAUACUGUUGCCCAAUAAACUCAUUUGUUGGAACGACAACAACAACGACAACUCCUUCGCCUUUGGAUAAUCUCACUUGUGGAAAACAACAAAUUACACCACGAUCAAGCACAUCGAGUCGUAUUUUUGGUGGAACAGAUGCUAUUCCAAAUUCAUGGCCCUGGGUGAGUAUUGAAAAAUAA
Messenger RNA from Rotaria sordida, 540 nucleotides. The record is from the annotation of a GenBank genome assembly. Lineage: Eukaryota; Metazoa; Rotifera; Eurotatoria; Philodinida; Philodinidae.